AUGGAUUCUUUGGCUAAUUAUUGUAGUGAUGGAGAAAAUAGUAACAAUUCAGGUGACGCUCAAAUGUCAAAUGAAAAGAAGUGUAGUACCCGCGAGAAGAAAUCCAGCGAUGUCAAUUACGAUCCAGUUCAAAUGGAUAUGAGUGAGGAAAGUAACAACAAUAAUUCUUCGGAUGACUCGGAAAGUGAUAACAGAACUCGUAGUCCAACGAUAUUGAAUCACCAAACGUCGAGUGCUGUAAAGUCAGAUUCUACACGUUCUCAUCGAUCUCCCUCAGACCAGAGACGUGCAGAUCAUGACAGUUACAAAUCAAGUUCUCAAGGGGACCUCAAGCGCAGCAAUAAUAAAAAUUAUCGUACACGAAGCUCAGAAGAAAGAUGUCACCGAUCGUCAAGUGAUAGAAAACAUCGUGAUUCAGAUUAUAAAGAUUCUAAAAAAUCUCGAGAUGAUAAUAGAAGAAGACAUCACGAUGAAGAUCGUAAAAGAAUACUAUACAGGCGAUCUAAAUAUAGAGAUCGGGACCAAAGGCAUUCUAGAAGUGACCGGACAAAAGACCGUUAUCGGGACGAACAUUCAUCAUAUCAAAAAGACAAAGACCGUCCGAGGUCUCGAUCAAAAUCAAAAGAUCGUUCUUCAUUACCUUCCCGAUCAUUAAACUAUCGCGAAGAAAAAGGAAGAAGUAAAUUAGCACAAUUAGAAAAACUUGGCAUAGAAUUGAAAACUCCUGAAUGUACAGCAAGUAAUCCAAAUGCUCAUAAUGAACAAAGUUUCUAUAAUCCUUUAACAACUGCAACUCAGGGAAAAUAUGCAGAACAAAUUCAAAAAAGGAAACUUUUGUGGGCUAAUAAGUCAAAGCAAGAAGAAGGUAAAGCUACCCCUGCAGUAAGUUCCAAUACAUGGAUGGGAACGACAUUUACUCAUGAUCAAGAUGGAAAGCUUUCAGCUAAAUUUAAAAGAUUAAUGGGUAUAAAAAAUGAAGUACUCAUUGCACCAACGCCGGGACAAAAGCCAGAGAUUUUAAAGAAACAGGAAGAAAUGUUCAAUAAUAUGGAACAACAAUAUGAAGUAGCUCGCGCAACAACACAUACUCAACGAGGGGUUGGACUCGGUUAUGCUAGUAGCGGUUAUCAAUUUCCUAGAUAG
Cotesia congregata is the source of this 1143-nucleotide messenger RNA. Lineage: Eukaryota; Metazoa; Arthropoda; Insecta; Hymenoptera; Braconidae. The record is from the annotation of a GenBank genome assembly.